GUCACUAGAGUCUUGACACGUCACAUUCAAUAAAUAAAAUAAUAUACCUACCAUGUUUUUACGAUAAUAAAGUUUGUAAAAUAAAUCGUUGUUAACCGGUAUAACAUACUAUAUAAAUAAGAAAAUAAAAGACAGUUGAGCAUCUUAUUGAGUUAUUCAAAAGUGAACAAUAAUGGCUGGUGUAGAACAGCCUUGUUAUACCUUGAUAAACUUUCCUACUGACUCUGAGCCAUACAAUGAGAUGCAACUUAAGAUUGACUUGGAGAAAGGAGAUAUUAAGAAGAAAAUAGAGGCUCUGAAGAAAACAAUUGGUAUCAUACUCUCUGGAGAAAAGAUCCCAGGUCUUUUGAUGAUCAUCAUAAGGUUUGUUCUGCCCCUGCAGGAUCAUACAAUCAAAAAGUUACUACUAAUCUUUUGGGAGAUUGUUCCAAAGACCACUGCAGAUGGAAAGCUCAUGCAGGAGAUGAUACUUGUCUGUGAUGCAUACAGAAAGGACUUACAACAUCCUAAUGAAUUCCUCCGUGGUUCCACUCUACGAUUCUUGUGCAAGCUAAAAGAGCCAGAACUACUGGAGCCCCUGAUGCCAGCAAUCAGAGCUUGUCUUGAUCACAGACACUCAUAUGUUAGAAGAAAUGCAGUACUUGCUAUAUUUACCAUAUACAGAAACUUUGAGUUCCUCAUCCCAGAUGCGCCAGAGUUGGUUGCAAACUUUUUAGAAAAUGAACAGGACAUGUCUUGCAAGCGUAAUGCGUUCCUGAUGUUGCUGCAUGCUGACCAGGAGAAGGCACUGUCUUAUCUGUCAUCCAGGUUGGACAGUGUGCAUGGCUUUGGAGAUAUUCUGCAGUUGGUCAUUGUUGAGCUUAUCUACAAGGUGUGUCACGCCAACCCUGGCGAGCGUUCCCGUUUCAUUCGCACCGUGUAUGGCCUGCUGAACGCUAGCAGCCCCGCCGUGCGCUAUGAGGCCGCCGGGACCCUGGUCACACUCAGUAACGCGCCCGCUGCUAUCAAGGCGGCGGCGGCGUGCUACAUCGAGCUGAUCGUGAAGGAGAGCGACAACAAUGUGAAGCUGAUCGUGGUGGGCAAGUUGCGCGCGCUGCGAGCCGACGGUGGAGAGGCGGCCGCGCGAGCCUUGCCCGACCUGGCCAUGGACGUGCUGCGGGUCCUGGCCGCCUCCGACCUGGACGUGCGCCGCCAGACGCUGCACCUGGCACUGGAGCUGGCGACGAGCCGGCAUGCGGAGGAGCUGGUGAGUGUGCUGUGCAAGGAGGCGGCACGCGCACACAGCGCCGACCACGACGACGCACACAAGUAUCGCCAGCUGCUGGUGCGGGCGCUGCACCGCGCCGCGCUCAAGUUCCCCGAAGUGCUGGACAGCGUGGCUCCGGCUCUGCUGGAGAUGGUGGGAGACGGGAGUGAGGCGGCUGCGGCGGACGUCAUGGUGUUCCUGCGCCACGCCAUGCACACCUUCCCCGACCUCGGCAACCAGAUAUACCCCAAACUGCUGGAGUGCAUGAAAGGUGUCCGCGUGGGCAAGAUGGUCCGAGCGGCGCUGUGGCUGGCGGCGCAGUUCGCUGACACGCCCCCACGGGCAGCCAUGUUGUUGGACCUGCUGGCGGACAACGUGCCCGUCGCCGGGGACAAGGAGGAAGAGGAGCAGAAGAGUAAGAGCGAGGCGCCCGCGCGGCAGCUGGUAACGAGCGACGGGGCGUACGCCACUCAGUCCGCGUUCAACUUGCCGCAGUCCUCGUCAACGGAGAGUUCCAAGAACGGGCUGGCGGUGGCCCUGGGCGAGGGAGACAGCUUCACGGCGGCGUGCGCGUGCUCCGCCCUCAGCAAGCUGGCUCUGCGCUGCGAGGAGCUGGCCUCGCGGGCGCUGCACCUGGCCGCGCAGCUCAUGGCGCUCCACAAGGUGGACCCGCGCAACAGCACGUUGACGGCGGAUGACUGGGAGCACUGCGCCGUGUGUGUGUGGGCGGGCGCCGUGCGGCCCGCGCCCGUCCGGGACGCGCUGCUGGUGCGGUCGAGGGCCGCCCUGGCCGCGCUGCUGGCGCUGCCGGAACGUGCGCUGCAGGAGGAGGUGGAGGCCAAGAAGCCGGAGCGCACGGUGGAGGUAGAACAGGGCAUCUCGUUCUCGGCGCUGGCGGGCGGCGGCGCCACGCCCCAGCGCGACAUGUUCGAGGUGUCUCUGUCGCGCGCCGUGUCGGGCCGCCGGCCGGCCGGGGACGGCGGCGGCAAACUGUCCCGCGUGCGCCAGCUCACGGGCUUCUCCGACCCCGUGUACGCCGAGGCGAUCGUGUCCGUCAACCAGUACGACAUCGUGCUCGACGUGCUGGUCGUCAACCAGACAGACGACACGCUCCAGAACUGCACCGUGGAGCUGGCCACCCUGGGUGAGCUGCGCCUGGUGGAGCGACCCGCGCCCCUGGUGCUGGCGCCGCGGGACUUCGCCUCCAUCCGCGCGCACGUCAAGGUGGCCUCCACCGAGAACGGCAUCGUGUUUGGCAACAUUGUCUACGAGGUGGCGGGCGCAGGUCUCGACCGCGGGGUGGUGGUGUUGAACGACGUGCACAUCGACAUCGUGGACUACAUCCAGCCCGCGCACUGCUCCGACGCAGACUUCCGGCAGAUGUGGGCCGAGUUCGAGUGGGAGAACAAGGUGUCUGUGAACACCGGCAUCACAGAUCUACGAGAGUACCUGGACCAUCUCCGAGCCUCCACCAACAUGAAGUGUCUUACACCGGAUAAGGCGCUGUCGGGCCAGUGCGGCUUCAUGGCCGCCAACCUGUACGCGCGCUCCAUCUUCGGUGAGGACGCGCUCGCCAACCUGUCCAUCGAGAGCCCGCUGGGCCGUGCGGCACCAGUCACGGGCCACGUGCGCAUCCGGGCCAAGACGCAGGGUAUGGCAUUGAGUUUAGGUGAUAAAAUCAACACUAUGCAGAAAUCAAUACCACAGAAGCAACACGAGAGUGCAAUACCGGCUGCGUAGAGCUACAACCUGUGAGGAGAUUCGUUAUAGUAUUUAAAAAAAAAACGAUUAAUAUAAAUGUAUUUUAAUGUAUUCAAUGAGGUAUCUAUAAUUAUAAAUCUAGAUAGAUUUGGAUUUGUAGCCCUUCUUGUAAUAUGAAUCAAGCUGCUAUCAGAAUACUUAUUCUGGUAAGUAGGAACGAAUUCUAAACUUAGAAAAUUAAUUUGUAUUUCGGUAGAUGUGACGAUGUAUUGACGGUCGUUAUUGUAUUUUAUGAAUUAUCAUUAUCUCUGCAAUAAAGUUUUAUUUACUGAU
Messenger RNA from Leptidea sinapis, 3280 nucleotides. RefSeq names its product coatomer subunit beta (gene betaCOP). Gene Ontology annotation, cellular component: cytoplasm; COPI vesicle coat. The transcript is spliced from 19 exons. Gene Ontology annotation, biological process: endoplasmic reticulum to Golgi vesicle-mediated transport; intracellular protein transport; intra-Golgi vesicle-mediated transport. The coding region runs from base 173 to 2986 and encodes 937 amino acids. Gene Ontology annotation, molecular function: structural molecule activity. Lineage: Eukaryota; Metazoa; Arthropoda; Insecta; Lepidoptera; Pieridae. The record is from RefSeq and is a predicted model, not a curated record.